Molecule: messenger RNA, 585 nt
Organism: Phytophthora nicotianae INRA-310
Lineage: Eukaryota; Oomycota; Peronosporomycetes; Peronosporales; Peronosporaceae
Exons: 2
Coding region: 1-387 (128 amino acids)
Source: RefSeq, a predicted model, not a curated record
AUGAAGCCGAUUGCGCUGCUACUCUUGGUGUUGUCCAUUGCUGCUGCCGGUUUACCAAGUGCGCAUGGGGUCGUGGUUGCUGCGCAAGCUCACCUCCGCCACCUGGACGACCAGCAACCGGAGCAAUUGGAGCAACCUAUCGUGCAGCCUAGCAUGUCGCAUGACACAUCGGUGUCAUCCGCGAACAUGCGUGGAGGCACUAUAACUGCAAUUAAUACUGAUGCUAUGGACGACAACACGGACAUCUUGAUCGUUCGUUGCAUCCGCGGUUCGUUGAACUGGCCGAGUUGCUGCGUUCGUGGGUCCCCGUUCUGGCCAGCUUGCCGUUUCCACCGCUGUUUCCCUGGUGUGCCAGACUGGCCGCGUUGCACGCGCUUCCGUAAAUAAGUCGGAAGUCACGUGAAAUCACUCUGGAGAAAGCAAGUGAUUGCGCCCCGCAAGCGCUGAUGUUGUCUUGGUGAACAAUCCACUCGAGAUGGAAGCCAACAUGAACUAGUGUGUCGUAUGGAGAGAAAUCCUACUAGCAGCAAGAAAUCCAGAUUUAGUGAAGAAGUAGGACGGAUCAUGAAAACUAAAAGUUCACAG